Molecule: messenger RNA, 1684 nt
Organism: Fusarium oxysporum Fo47
Lineage: Eukaryota; Fungi; Ascomycota; Sordariomycetes; Hypocreales; Nectriaceae
Exons: 3
Coding region: 388-1464 (358 amino acids)
Biological process (GO): phospholipid metabolic process
Molecular function (GO): phosphatidate phosphatase activity
Source: RefSeq, a predicted model, not a curated record
AGCCCACGUAACCGCACUCCUUCCGCAGCCCCAUCUUUAAAUACCCAUGUUCCCCCCCACCGACUGGCUCCCGCGAAGGACAAAAAAACAGAACUCUGCGACGUCAAACGAGCCACCAGAGAUUGGCUGCCGAGGACCCUGUCUCUGUAACCCAUACCCGUACUCACUGCAAGCCCAACAAACGCCCUGAUCGCGCGCACUCGCUUCUCCCCCCCGGGAAGCAGUCAAGCCCCGACACAUCUCGCUUCUCUUUACGGAGUAAUUCUCCCGAGUGACCGACAAAACGGGGGAGUUGCGUGACGACGGAGCGAAGCGAGACGCGCGACGAGCCCAAGCUUGAAAUAACCUUAACUCUGUGCCCACCCCCAAUCCGAUCUCCUCCGAAUCAUGCACCAAUACUACAAAAUGGCCGACUCGGGUAUCGGAAAUAUUACAGGCGGCUUACGGCGUCGUUUCUCAGUGCGGCUCAUCAUCUCCUACGCCUUCGACUGGGCCGUCCUCAUCUUCUUCGCUGCUAUCGGCGUCGUCUUCGACCGCAUCGAGCCCGCCAAACGACCCUUUUCCCUCGUCGACCCCAACAUCGCCAUGGUCUUUACAAGUGCCAUAAAGAACUUCUUUGGCAAGCCCCGCCCCGAUCUUCUGAGCCGGUGUGAACCCGACUGGAAGAACGUCAAGGAUCAUAUUGCUGGCGGUUACAGCUGGGGCAACAUGAACGGUCAGCUCGUCUACGCCAGUAUUUGCCAGCAGACAGACUCGUACAAGCUCGACGAUGGCUUCCGCUCUUAUCCCAGCGGCCACGCCUCUUCCGCCGCCGUCGGCCUAAUUUACGCCUCGCUCUUCCUAGCCAGCAAGUUCUCCGUCACCAUCCCCUUCGUUACACCUUCGGCCGCUGUAGCUGCGGGCGCUACUGGGGCUGCUUCUCACGCCGCCUUCCCUUCCCUCCUUCGCCCUGAUGUUGAUCCCUAUGAGCCCACUCGCGCUCGCGCCCGCGGCUUCGACGACCGAUCUGCCACCUCCUCGCUCACUACCAAGGUCUCGCUCUUUGGCGAUAUGGGCCAGCACAACGCCAAGAUCCAGUCUCUUCGCCGUCAAGCCGCUGCCCCCCCCUCUACCUCCUCGUCUUCACCCUUCUCCCCUUCAGCCUCUCCAUCUUCAUCGCCGGCUCCCGUUGGCUGGGCCUGGGGUCCUCGCAGCGAUGAACGCGCCUUCUGGGCCGGCAUUGGCCGUCAGGGCUAUGCUGGUACGGAUGAGGAGCUGGGUAUUUAUACUCCACAAAACGACGUGGGCAUUUCUGGUGAUACUUCGUACCCUCCCAUAGCUGCUACCCUUGCGCAGCGAAAUGUGCAACACCAUGAUGAUCAGAGCAGUGAGGGCCGUCCGAGCCAGAACUUCCAGGGUGUUGAGCUACAGCGUAUGGACGACGCUGAUCGUGUAGAGAACCGGUUUGGUGAAAACCGCGUCUAGGAGCCGCCUCCUUUCGAGUUGUAAUUGUUUUGGCAUGAAAACUCUAUGGCAAGGUGCGUAUGUAUGCAAUUCAUUCAGAAUACGUACGGCAUAUCCCAGGAUAUAGGUAAAAGUGGAGUCUAGACCAAGGACAGCUUUUGACGCGUGAUUCGGAAAGCGAAGACAGAUCUUGGUUUUGGCACGACAUAUCGCAUGCAAUGAAAUGGCCAAUUCAAUCGAA